This is a messenger RNA of Colletotrichum orchidophilum, 384 nucleotides long. RefSeq names its product D-mandelate dehydrogenase. NCBI's taxonomy places the organism in Eukaryota, Fungi, Ascomycota, Sordariomycetes, Glomerellales, Glomerellaceae. The record is from RefSeq and is a predicted model, not a curated record. The coding region runs from base 1 to 384 and encodes 127 amino acids. Gene Ontology annotation, cellular component: cytosol. Gene Ontology annotation, molecular function: NAD binding; glyoxylate reductase (NADPH) activity; hydroxypyruvate reductase [NAD(P)H] activity. The transcript is spliced from 2 exons.
AUGGAGUUUUUCCACACAGGGGGCGGUAAUGAGGCGACUGCUGUGGCUGCGGUAUACCUCAUCAUCUCGGUCUUCCGUCAGCUCGAUAACUACGAAAGAAUGUUCCUUCACAAUGAGAUCAUUUCAGACUUGAUACACUCAACGCAAAACGCUGUUGACUCCUUUAGCAAGAAGAUCGGCAUUGUCGGCAUGGGUUCCAUCGGCCAAACCGUCGCAAGGCAAGCGGCUGCCCUUGGAAUGGAGAUUCACUGCAUCGACAGGCCUAAUCUUCGGAAAACGUUGGAAGCACUGAGGAGUCGCUGCAUAGAUGAGAAAGCUUUGUGCGAUGCCAUCGAGAGCGGUGCCGUGGCAGCAGACGGGCUUGAUGUAUACUACAAUGAGUAA